AUGUUGUCAUUGGUACUCAGAAGAUCACCAGUGCUAUCACAGGGUUGCCUUGGCAACAUCAUGAGAGCAGAGCCAAAGAAGGGUGCUCCCGUUGGAAAGGGUGCCCCUGUAAAGAAGAAGGCUGGUGGUGGAAAGAAGAAGAAGAAUGAUAGAGGACCUAAUCCAUUGGACUUGGCAAAGGUAUCGCCACAUCUGUUCAAUGCAGAUCUGCUGCCAAAGACUAAUGCAGACUAUCCAAGUUGGCUGUUUGAGAUCGAUGAACAACUGCCCAGAGAUAAGCCAGUAAAGAUUCUGACACCUGCCGAUGGCGAUCGUUAUUACAAGCAACAAAACAGAAAGAGUAUCAAGCUACACAACGAGAUCAUGUUGGCGACCAAAGGAAAGGGACUAUAA
This is a messenger RNA of Acytostelium subglobosum LB1, 393 nucleotides long. RefSeq lists its product as hypothetical. Lineage: Eukaryota; Evosea; Eumycetozoa; Acytosteliales; Acytosteliaceae. The transcript is spliced from 2 exons. The coding region runs from base 1 to 393 and encodes 130 amino acids. The record is from RefSeq and is a predicted model, not a curated record.